AUGUCUCCAUGGGCCUGUCCGGAGAGAGGGCAAGAGCAGGGACAGCUUUUUCAAGGGCACAGCAUUUUGCGACGUACCCAUCGCACACGUGUGGCCGAUCAGAACGAUGAAAGGAAGUUACCGUUACAGCAGGUAGGCGUGGAUACUAUUUCAUUGCACUGGAUCCGGAGCCGGCUCAAUCCUACGGCUCUGAAACGGUUUAACACAGUGUGGGACUUGGUCCAACAGCCAGCUUUUGCUAGGGCAGGGGAACGAGAGCCCCUCUUGAAGAUGACAGAGGAGGACGCCCAGGUUAUGAAGAAGGCGGGCAUUAUUCAAACCACAUCAAAGCUACCCACUACCGAGUGGGUUGUGCCUUUUACGGUGGUGGAGGAAAAACAGUCGGGGCCGCGGUGCCGUUUCAUAGCCUGGCCCAAAGCAAAAAAUGACCAAGAGGACUACGGGGUUAUGGUUCCUCUGGGGCAUAUUUCCCAGUACCUGGGCGCGGUUUAUGGCGAAACAGCCGCCAUUUUCGAUUUAAAGGCAUCUUUCUUCCAGGUGGGCUUGCCAGCAGACACACGCGGUAAUUUCCGUUGCCGAACAGAAAAGGGGGAGCUCGUUGAGUUCACGCGACUCCCCAUGGGGUAUAAAUGUAGUCCAGAAAUCGUGCAUACCAUCACAAGGGUUUUGGCGGGUGACCCCGAGGUUGUUGAACCGCGGUUCGCAGCCNCCCCAUGGGGUAUAAAUGUAGUCCAGAAAUCGUGCAUACCAUCACAAGGGUUUUGGCGGGUGACCCCGAGGUCGUUAAACCGCGGUUCGAAGCCCCGCCGGAGCUAA
Trypanosoma grayi is the source of this 816-nucleotide messenger RNA. RefSeq names its product rab1 small GTP-binding protein. The record is from RefSeq and is a predicted model, not a curated record. The coding region runs from base 1 to 816 and encodes 271 amino acids. Lineage: Eukaryota; Euglenozoa; Kinetoplastea; Trypanosomatida; Trypanosomatidae. The transcript has a single exon.